Messenger RNA from Zea mays, 1022 nucleotides. Its product is annotated as thioredoxin-like protein 1. The record is from RefSeq and is a predicted model, not a curated record. The transcript is spliced from 7 exons. The coding region runs from base 4 to 753 and encodes 249 amino acids. Lineage: Eukaryota; Viridiplantae; Streptophyta; Magnoliopsida; Poales; Poaceae.
UGGAUGUACAAAUUUUUUUCCCAUCGCAACUCACGUGUCGGAUUCGCUCGUCCACCUACCCGGACGCGCGCACGCAAAGCAGAACGCUCCCCUCCCGGCCUUCCCUUCCUCCCCGCCCUCCGAAGUCCGAAGGCCAGAAGCUUCCGGAAGCCAGCCCAAGCCAUGAACGCCGCCAGCACCGCCGCCGCGGCCCCCGCGCCUGCCGCGACCGUGCAGGUGCCGCGCGGGCAGGUGGAUCUGAUCGACUUCAUCGACUGGACCGGCGUCGAGUGCCUCAACCAGGACUCGUCCCACAGCAUCGUCAACGCGCUCAAGCAGAGUUUGAGAGACGACGAGGGGCUGUACCUCGCCAGCGAUUCGGACGAGCAGCUGCUGAUCUACAUCCCCUUCAUGCAGGUAGUCAAACUGCAUUCCGCGCUAUUCAAAGGUCCCGAGGAAGAGGGCCCCAAAACAGUAAAACUCUUCUCCAACAAAGAGCAUAUGGGUUUCAGCAAUGUCAAUGACUAUCCACCAAGUGACACCCUCGAGCUAUCAUCCGAUCAUUUGAUAGAGAUGGGCCUUGGCCUUUCUUUCCUGCAGAAUAAACUUUUGCCACUAAAGUAUGUCAAGUUUCAAAAUGUUCGCAGUCUGACUAUAUUUAUUGAGGACAACCAAAGUGGAAGUGAUGUCUCCAAAAUUCACAAGAUUGCUCUUUAUGGAACAACUGUGGACACGACAAAUAUGAAGGAUCUGAAGAAGAUAGAAGAGCACUGAGACGAUUUUAAGGCUGAGCUUAUUCCAGUCCAGUGGGUGCAUGGCAUACUAGAAGCAGUUUAGAUGUUGAAUUGAGCAAUUUCUAGUUGACCCUGCAACUUUCCCCCCCUAUUUUUAUACAUGAGGAGUUAAAAGAGUGCGAGUCUGGUGAUGCCGAAGCUAUUACCUCUUGGUAUCUUGUAAUCCUGCAAUUUAUUUAUGUGGCUUGGGAGUGACAGUCAGACGAUCCGGAUCCAUUUCAUGAAUGAAUCAAAAUUGCUCCAUGCAUC